Scophthalmus maximus (turbot) is the source of this 2406-nucleotide messenger RNA. RefSeq names its product myeloid-derived growth factor (gene mydgf). The coding region runs from base 77 to 586 and encodes 169 amino acids. Lineage: Eukaryota; Metazoa; Chordata; Actinopteri; Pleuronectiformes; Scophthalmidae. The record is from RefSeq and is a predicted model, not a curated record. The transcript is spliced from 6 exons. Gene Ontology annotation, biological process: positive regulation of angiogenesis; positive regulation of endothelial cell proliferation.
ACGGUGACGACAUUCUCAGUCGACCAGGAACCGAACUGAACACUUCAAACCGCACAGCGGAGCAGGGAGGGAAGAGAUGGCGUCUGUUAUUAACUCCCGUGUUGUCAACUGGACGCUCCUGCUUGUGUCCGUGUUGGUGUCCGCGCUCCUGCCGGCCGAGGCGUCUCCUGAGCGGACGAAGACGGUGGAGUUCAACGUUAAACCGGGAGGAGUGGUGCACACGUUCGCCGAGGGAAUUAGGGAUUACGAAUGCUCAUUCACUUAUGCUUCACAAGGGGGAACCAAUGAGCAAUGGCUCAUGAGUGUGGGCCUGAGUGAUGAGGACACGCUGUUUUCCUGUUCUAUCUGGAGGCCUCAGGGGAAAUCAUACCUGUUUUUCACUCAGUUCAAAGCUGAACUGAAAGGAACCAAAAUUGAAUAUGCCAAUGCAUAUUCGCAGACGGCAGCGGCGGGACAGAGUGACGUGCCUUUGAAGCCGGAGGAAUUCACCAUUAGAGACUCAACAGUGACCCACAACGACGGCAAGUUCAGCGCUCAACUCUCCAAGCUGACCGCCAUCGGGCGGACACGACACGACGAGCUGUAACCAGUGGGAAGUGUGACUCGGCUUCGGUCACGUUUUGACCAAUCGGAGCAGCUCAUGAGCUCAGAGUUAGGCCUCUCUGUUUCAGCUCGGCAGUCGAUGAAGGAACCAACAUUUGUAGUAGGAUGAUACUGAUUUUGCCUUUGCAGCACUUUGUGUGUCAGUACAUUCAUUACUUUACAUGGUAUUACCUUACCAAAGUACAUCUAUGCUACUUGGGACAAAAAUAAUAAAAGAGGGAAGCGUAAGUUGAGUAUCCUAAUUUUCAUUUUUUAUUUUUUACAUAAUGUCCUAGAUAAAAUAAGAUAAAAUGCUUCCAUAGUUGUUUCUUAGUAUCUGAGGCUGUUCGAUUUACAGGGAAUAAAUCUGCCCUGAUCCAGGGAUGUAUGUGAAUGUAUAGAGGAUUGUUGUCUGGGGGUUUGUUGAGUAUAGAUAACACAUUUAGAGUCAUGGGGGGGGGUUUAUCCAUCUUGUGUAAUCCUGAGAGGAAAGUGAGUAAUCCCCAGUAUAGUCAUGGCACACACAUAAACAAUUACAUUUUCCUCAAUCUCAUUCUGCUCUGAGCUGCUGUUGAAGUACGCCUCAGACUCUUGUCUGUUUAUCUUCAUCUGUUCCAGUUAACUGAAAGCAUCACAUUUGAUCACCCUAAAUCACAAAUCAGUAUUAUUUGUGAUAAGUUUUUCCUUUCGGCUUGUUUCUGGGCCAGAAGCCCCAACUCGUAAUUGAGCAGAUAGCGACUUCAUUGUGUGAAAUCAAGAGAACAAUAUACGGUACACAAUGGAGAUUAUGUUUCUGAAUACACUGUAGUAUUUUUGGAUAAAUCUCAAAGAUUUUACAUGUCAAUUAAUUUAGAAAUUAAAUUGAAUUAGAAUUUCUCCCCGCUCAAAGUCCUGAAUGAUGUUUUGUUGUUUUAAUCUUUUGCACACAACAAGUCCAUACACACACCAGCAAGUCUUAUUAACCAGCACAUCAGAUCAAAAGCUCAGUGCAAGAACCAAGAGAUCGGGCAUGCUAUUGAUCACCAUUGCUCCUUUGACGCUGCCAUGGUCCUAAGAUAUUUAUAGGGUAAUAUUUUCUACAUGAUCCGAGUAUCAAAAAGUUAUGAAUUAAGUGAGUACAAGUGAUCAACAGUGUGUAUGAUUUCCUUUCAUACAAUUAUCAAGAAUAUGUAAUUGUUUGUUAAUUUUAAUCAGUUGCAGACUUUAAUUUUGGGAUAUUUUAGUAGACUUUCAGUUACCUUAUAUGAAAUGUAACCAAAGCUAAAUAUAGUUUGUGCGCAGACAUUUGGUUCUUGAAAACCUUUGCUUUCAUCCCUCAGUGUCCUGUGUGGAUCAGCGAGGAUAUCGUGAAUGUUUCAGAAAUACCUCAUUAUUACAGGUCCCGCUGGUCGCUCCCCUCUCCCCGCUCUUGUGAAGCGAAAAGGAUUACCUUUAUCUUCCUCACACUGAUCCGACCCUCUUACAUCCACACAAGUGUCCACAGGAUGAGGUCCGGGGAUUGAUUUCAGAUUUGAGUAUUGUGCUGAUGUGACUGCGGUGGGAUUCAUUUCUGAAGUUCGUACCUUGUUUGGUCUGAGUUCGGUUUUCUCUCGUCCUUUUCUCUGGAGUUGAGCGAAUGCUUGGCCGGGAUGUUUGUGUGUCCCUUUUGUCACCAUCCAGUUUCCCUCCGAGGUCACAAAUGACCUCAUCCACAUCCUGACGGGGAAUCAAAAGAAAAAAAACACAAGAUGUUACUUGUUUAAUACACAUUUUCUUUUUCUACUUUUUGAUUCAUGAUGGAAUGUGAUGUAUGUUUAAAUAAAGACAUCUUGUCACUGUUCUGGA